Messenger RNA from Apodemus sylvaticus (European woodmouse), 6364 nucleotides. RefSeq names its product RNA binding motif protein 20 (gene Rbm20). Gene Ontology annotation, cellular component: nucleus. The record is from RefSeq and is a predicted model, not a curated record. Gene Ontology annotation, molecular function: mRNA binding; zinc ion binding. Bases 1 to 3450 code for a protein of 1149 amino acids. Lineage: Eukaryota; Metazoa; Chordata; Mammalia; Rodentia; Muridae. Gene Ontology annotation, biological process: regulation of RNA splicing. The transcript has 13 exons.
AUGCAUGUGGACCUUUUGUCUCCCUGCAGCGCUGCCAAGCUUCUGGACAAGAGCCCCUUCUCUGUCAAUACCCAGAACCCUCUGCUCACUUCGCCAGCCAGCGUCCAGCUGGCCCAGAUACAGGCCCAGCUCACCCUGCAUCGGCUGAAGAUGGCACAGACCGCAGUCACCAACAACACUGCAGCCGCCACGGUCCUGAAUCAAGUCCUCUCCAAAGUGGCCAUGUCCCAGCCUCUCUUCAACCAGCUUCGGCAUCCGGCCGUGCUCGGCACCACGCACGGCCCCUCCGGGGUCUCCCAGCACGCAGCCUCCGUUCCCAGCGCUCACUUUCCCUCAACUGCAAUCGCCUUUUCGCCCCCAAGCCAGACAGGAGGCCCGGGGCCUUCUGUGAGCCUUCCCAGCCAGCCCCCCAAUGCUAUGGUGGUACACACCUUCAGUGGGGUGGUGCCUCAGACCCCUGCCCAGCCAGCUGUCAUCCUUAGCAUUGGGAAGGCUGGGCCUACACCGACUACUACAGGGUUCUAUGAGUAUGGCAAAGCCAACCCUGGCCAGGCGUAUGGCUCUGAAACGGAGGGCCAGCCAGGCUUCUUGCCAGCCUCGGCCUCGGCCACAGCAUCAGGCAAUGUGACCUAUGAAGGGCACUACAGCCACACAGGGCAGGAUGGCCAACCUGCCUUUUCUAAAGACUUCUAUGGACCCAAUGCCCAAGGGUCACAUGUUGCAGGUGGAUUUCCAGCUGAUCAGGCUGGGAGUAUGAAAGGAGACGUUGGUGGGCUGUUGCAAGGUACCAACAGCCAGUGGGAGAGGCCCCCUGGAUUCUCUGGCCAAAACAAGCCCGAUCUUACAGCAGGACCCAAUUUGUGGGCUCCGCCUGCCAGCCAGCCUUAUGAGCUAUAUGACCCUGAGGAGCCCACCUCAGACAGGGCCCCUCCUGCCUUUGGAUCUCGGCUUAACAACAGCAAGCAGGGGUUCGGCUGUUCCUGCAGGAGGACAAAGGAGGGGCAGGCCAUGCUGUUGAGGCCCCUGCAGGGUCAUCAACUGAAUGACUUCCGAGGCUUGGCUCCACUCCACCUACCACAUAUCUGUAGCAUCUGUGACAAGAAGGUGUUUGACUUGAAGGACUGGGAGCUACAUGUGAAGGGGAAGUUGCAUGCCCAGAAAUGCCUGCUCUUCUCAGAAAGUGCUGGCCUCCGGAGUGUGCGUGCUUCAGGAGAGGGCACACUGUCUGUCGCUGCAAACAGCACAGCUGUUUAUAACCCUACUGGGAACGAGGAUUAUACCUCAAACCUUGGGACGUCAUAUGCAGCCAUUCCAACAAGGGCCUUUGCUCAGUCAAACCCCACGUUCCCUUUGGUUUCCUCUGGGACAAGCUUUGCACAGAGGAAAGGUGCCGGACGAGUGGUGCACAUCUGCAAUCUCCCAGAGGGCAGCUGCACGGAGAAUGACGUCAUUAACCUGGGGCUGCCCUUUGGCAAGGUCACUAACUAUAUCCUCAUGAAGUCAACUAAUCAGGCUUUCUUGGAGAUGGCCUACACGGAAGCUGCCCAGGCUAUGGUCCAGUACUACCAAGAAAAGCCUGCGAUGAUCAAUGGCGAGAAGCUACUCAUUCGGAUGUCCACCAGAUACAAGGAACUGCAGCUGAAGAAACCUGGGAAGAAUGUGGCCGCUAUCAUUCAGGACAUCCACUCCCAGAGGGAGAGGGACAUGCUCCGGGAAGCUGACAGGUAUGGUCCAGAGCGGCCUCGUUCUCGAAGUCCGAUGAGCCGAUCACUCUCCCCGAGAUCUCACAGUCCUCCAGGCCCCUCUCGGGCUGACUGGGGCAAUGGCCGUGACUCCUAUGCAUGGAGGGAUGAGGAUCGAGAGACCGUCCCCAGGAGGGAGAACGGGGAAGACAAGAGAGACAGAUUGGACGUUUGGGCACAUGACCGGAAACACUAUCCCAGGCCUCUGGACAAAGCUGAGUUGGAUGAGCGGCUCGAAGGAGGAAGGGGCUACCGGGAGAAGUACUCGAAGCCAGGGUCUCCCGGCCCACUCCAUUCUGCGUCUGGCUACAAAGGACGGGAAGAUGGCUACCACAGAAAAGAGCCUAAGGCCAAGUUGGACAAAUACCCAAAGCCGCAGCAGGAUGUGCCAGGAAGAUCCAGAAGGAAAGAAGAGGUGAGACUACGGGAGCCUAGAUACCCGCACCCAGAGGACUCCAGCAAGGAGGAGGAUGUGGAGGCCAGGAUCCCUCGGGCCCCGGAGGGUACCAAGUCCAAGCAAAGUGAGAAAAGUAAAACCAGGAGAGCUGACAGAGACCAAGAAGGAGCUGAUGACAAAAAAGAAAGCCGACCGGCAGAGAAUGAGGCUGGAAGUGAGGAACAGGAAGGCAUGGAAGAAAGCCCUCCAUCCGUGGGCAUGCAGCAGGAAGGGACAGAGUCCUCUGAUCCAGAAAACAGUAGGACAAAGAAGGGACAAGACUGUGACAGUGGGAGCGAGCCCGAGGGGGACAACUGGUACCCCACCAACAUGGAGGAGUUGGUCACAGUAGACGAAGUAGGGGAGGAAGACUUCAUCAUGGAGCCGGACUUACCAGAGCUGGAAGAAAUCGUGCCCAUUGACCAGAAAGACAAAAUCCUCCCUAAAAUAUGUCCCUGUGUAACGACUACCUUAGGUUUGGACUCGGCCAAAGAUUUCACCAAGCAGGGAGAGACCCUAGGGAACAGAGACUCAGAACUCAGCCUGAAGCUGCCCGGACAAGCGCCGUCCGCUUCCACAAGCUGUCCCAGUGACACGGACAUGGAGAUGCCUGGCCUAAAUCUGGGUGCUGAGCGGAAGCCAGCUGAAAGCGAGACAGGCCUCUCACUGGAGGUCUCAAAUUGCUACGAGAAGGAGGCAGGAGGAGCGGAGGGCUCAGAUGUGAGUCUGGCCCCUGCGGCCCAGCAAAUGUCCUCCCCACAGCCAGCAGACCAGAGGGCCCAGCAGUCCAGCCCUUUUCUCGAUGACUGCAAGGCCAGGGGGUCCCCAGAAGAUGGGCCUCGAGAAGCUAGCCCCCUGGAAAGAAAAGCCAGCCCCCCUACUGAAAGCGACCUCCAAAGCCAGGCUUGCCAAGAAAACCCCAGGUACAUGGAAGUGAAAUCUCUGAGAUCACCAGAAUUCGCCGAAGCAGAGCUGAAAGAGCCCCUUUCUUUGCCAUCCUGGGAACCAGAGGUGUUCAGUGAACUUAGCAUUCCUCUAGGAGUGGAGUUCGUGGUUCCCAGGACUGGCUUUUAUUGCAAGCUGUGUGGCCUGUUCUACACAAGCGAGGAGGCGGCCAAAGUGAGCCACUGCCGCAGCACUGUCCAUUACAGGAACUUACAGAAGUACCUGUCCCAGCUGGCAGAGGAGGUCCUGAAGGAGCCGGAAGGGGCAGACAGCCCAAGCCCCGAGCACAGCGCCAUGGGUCCGCACUUGGAAAGGAAGAAGCUGUGAUACGGAGCGGGGCUGCCACCGUCUCUGGAAGGUGGAUGGGAAGCCUGCUGCGCUAAGGGCAGCCUGGCCUCGGGGACAGACCAGAGAGGAAGGAGAGCCAGGCGGGGCAUGGUGCUUGGGCUUGUUCUGGGAUAUGAGCAAAACAUGCUGAAGGCUGUCUGGGGGCUGGCUCAGCCUUCUGGGUCCAGCCACCAAGGGUGACCAGCUUCCCAUGGGCUCCUGAGCCCUUUGGUCUGCUCUUCCUCACUCCCUCUCACCUAUCCCUUCUGUGCCAAAGUUCAUUUCCUUCAUAAAACCCAACUUCUCAGGGAUUGUCACUGUGUUUCAAGGUUUGAUUGGAUAUGGUCGGUCCAUCAGUGAGGCUGGGCCACUUAAGGAAUAAGUUUAACGGAAGGCCUGGACUUAGUCACUCAGUGGACCUGCGGUGGCCUUGCAACCUGGCUUCUGUGGGUCCCACGGGUAGGAGAGCCGAGUCACAUUCUACAACCAGGGAAUUGGUUGGCAGGGGUGGAAGUGGUUUCACCAGGAUUUCCUCCAGGGGAACCCCAUCAUUUUGAAAAGCUUCUCUGUCUUUUUCAGUUUCUGGCUCGUGCUGGGAAUCAGACCCAGAAGCGUGUACGUUCCGAGCAGGCACUCUCCCUCUGAGCUGUAUGCCUAGCCAAAAUGUCCCAGGUUUUUGUUUUGAGACAGGGCUCGUGUAAUCCGGGGAUUGCGUUUAAUUUCCUCUGGAGCCAAGGUUAUCUCGAACUCCUCAUCCUCCUGCCUCUGCCUCUUGAGUGCUGUGAUCACAGGUAUUGUGCUGGGGGUGAAACCCAGGACUUCCAGCCAAGAGGCAAGCAUACCACUAUAUUUAGUAAGUCAUUCAUCCUCAGCUAUUCUAGAAAAAUCACUGCGCUAAUGCCUUAAUGUGUUAUUAUACUAUAUUAUACUAAUAAUGUAUUAUUAUACAUUAUUAGUAAUAAAUUCAUAUUCAUUUUAUGGAGCAAAAGAAGAACCCAAUAUUAAAGAAGCUCUGAUAGAGUCAAUCCAAACCUCUUGGUUUAAGGAUGGUUUGGGAUUUGUUCUAUUCAGGACAGUGAAUUUGGUAUAGAUUUGCUUUAUCUAAACUUGAGGCCAGCCAUGUCCUCUCCCUAUAUCUCAGGGAGGAAAUCGAUGCGGGCCUACAGUGCAUGCUGACCUCUGACCUCUGCACUGCUGGCCAGCAUCAGCCUAACCCAGGAGCAAGGGACUGGCAUCUGACCUUCCUUCAUCUUUGGUGCCUCUACUUUGGGGCUGUUGGUAUUAGAAUGAUUUGAAAAUGCUCUCCCAUUGAAGGAGAAACUAAGUCAUUUGGUUUGCUUGGUUCUUGUAGGUAGGAGUAGGGGACAGAGGGGCGGCUGAUGCCAACUUGGAGGUUAAAACAAUAGAACAGGUCCCUGAUUCUCAGCAGGGUCAGCAUCCCCAUCCCAUAUGUGCUGAAGGGUCUUAGUGGAAGGUUUGGGAUGGGUACUAUAAGACAUGAACUCUACUAGCGCCAUAGAAUGGACCCCAAAGUCAAAGAGAACCUGGCGCUGUCUUCAUGGGUGGGACGCCUCCUUGAAGAGGCCCACUGUGUGGGUGGUUUGCUUGUAGAAGUUGCCUCUUUAUGUUCCCAAGCAAAGGACGGUAGAUCAGAGAGGGAGCAUGUCUUCUCCCCCCCCCCCCAUCUUCCAUUAUAUACUCUGCACAAACGGAAGGGCGAUGCAGAAGUGAUUUAGUUGAGCACUGACAUUUUAUCCGUGAGGAAGCUGAGGCACAGAAAGGAGACAACAUAGAACCUAGAAUAACCAUGUGUCCACCUUGAGGCCUGUGGUUCCUGGGCAGGAGAGAACGUUUGGAAUCUAGGAAGGAGGAGUUAAGGCAAAGAGAAGCCAAUGUGGAAAGGAGUGAUGGGACAAUGGGGCUUCAGGAAGGUGUAAUCCAUGCCCUGGUGGAUCCCAGGGAGGUGGCCCAGCACCGUAGCCAUACGCAAGGCUUCUUCUAUUUCUCAGAAAACCUUUGACCUCUGGAAACAACUGCUGGCCACAUCCCUAAAUCCAUCAGCAUCUCCAUCAGAGGCUGGAUGCUUUAUCUUCCAGCAGACUGAGGUAGACCUCUCACCACCACUGUCUCCUCCGUUAGCAGCCUUUCUACGGAAAGCCACACAGCCCAGUUCUCAAGCAGUAAGAUGGUUCCCUUGGUUGUAAAUUGACCUUCAUAUUAGCAAAACUGAAGGGUGAAGGAAAUGGCAGUCUCUUUUACGGUUAAAGUCGUGGGUGGUUCUGUAUGUGUGUGAGUGUGUGUGUAUAUACACAUAUAUUUUUAUAUAAAUCCAUUGGCAUGGUCCUUGGCAUUUUUUUUUACUCCUGCAUGUGUUCCACACGUUGCAGUAUUGAAGACAACCAGGAAAUUAUUUAUUUCUUUUUAAAAACAUUAGUUCAGUGUCUCGUCAAUCAUUACAAAACGUCUCUCCCCAAGGUCACUCGUGAAUAGUUCCUACCUUGUACAAAGAAUUCCUUUGCACCCUGGGUUGAUAUGUCAGAAGGCCUGUGUCCUUUCCUGCUCACGGUGAGUACCUGGAGAUGCUCCAGGUGGCUUACCCAGAGGCUUUUGUGAACGUGUUGAUAUGAGCAUCAGCCUUUAGUGGUCAGGCUUCCCAUUCGUGGACAGUCCGAGGCGGUGAUCUGUGAGAUUAUACUUGAACUGGACCAGAGAUCGUUUUUUUUUGUUGUUGUUGUUUUGUUUUGUUUUAUUUUUUUUGGUGAGAUUUUGAAAAACAGAACUAUUAGUUAACUUAAGCUUGAACUUGUAAAGUAUUAGAAUAUUUUGAGUGUCUUAUAUAAAUUGUCACCACUUUUUCUGAUCUAUAUAAUUGACCUAAAGUGUUUGUUUUUACAAAAGGAAAAAAUGGUUUUUA